GUUAUAUAUCACAUCACCUUCCCCUGCUUUCAGCACUCCACACUCUCGCCAAGCCACACAGCCAGCCAGCGCCUCCAUCUAGCACCACUCCUCCAGCAAUGACGUCGUCCAGGAGAGCCCUCAUCCUGCUGGCGGUGCUGCUGGCGGCGGUGCCGGCGGCGCUGAGCCAGAAGUCGACGGCCCCGGCGCCCGAGGCGCCCGAGACGCCGGACGCGCCUGCGGCGGGGACGCCGCCCAAGGCGUCCGCGGCGCCGAACGUGACGGCGGUGCUGGAGAAGAACGGGCAGUACACCAAGUUCAUCCGGCUGAUGGCGUCGACGCAGCAGGACACGCAGCUGAACGCGCAGGCCAACGACUCCGACACGGGCUUCACGGUGUUCGCCCCCACCGACAACGCCUUCAACAGCCUCAAGCCGGGCACCCUCAACUCGCUCUCGCAGCAGGACCAGGUGACGCUGGUGCAGGCCCACAUCAUCCCCACCUUCUACUCCAUGGAGUCCUUCGAGACCGCCAGCAACCCCGUCCGCACCCAGGCCUCCGGCACCGACGGGCCCUGCACCGUCAACGUCACCGCCACCAGCAACAGCGCCGUCAACGUCUCCACGGGGAUCGUCCACACCACCGUCGGCACCGCGCUGCGCGCCACCAGGCCGCUCGCCGUCUACUCCGUCGACAAGGUGCUGCUGCCCAUGGACCUCUUCGGCCCCAAGCCCCCGGCGUCCGCGCCGCCGGCCCCCGGCAAGAAGCCCUCGUCGGCCAAGGGGGCAGCCAAGGCGCCCUCGGGCGACGACGAGGACGAGGAAGAUGCCCCGCCCGCCGGUGCCGCCACCGCCGUCGGCGCCGGAUGGAGGAGCCUGGUCGCCGUGGUGGCAGCCGCCACCGCCGCGUGCCUCUUGUAAGAAGAAGAUCAUGGUUCAUGAGACCGACAGAUCGAUGGAGACUAGCUGCGUGCGUGCAUGUUGUGCAUGGAUUUGGAUAGCUUACGAGUAGUUCUUGGUGGCUGCUGCUUCUCUUCUUUCUUUUGUUAAAUGUUCAGUUUUGCUGCUCUUUUUCUUCUUCUCUUGUUAUUGAACCGGCGAGAAAGUUUGGGCUAAAAUGUGACGAAAUGUUUCACUGUUGAAUCAAGCCGUCGUUGGGUGAUUAAAUUCUACUAGCACUGCAUUUUA
Molecule: messenger RNA, 1166 nt
Organism: Triticum dicoccoides
Lineage: Eukaryota; Viridiplantae; Streptophyta; Magnoliopsida; Poales; Poaceae
Product: fasciclin-like arabinogalactan protein 6
Exons: 1
Coding region: 99-899 (266 amino acids)
Biological process (GO): plant-type secondary cell wall biogenesis
Cellular component (GO): plasma membrane
Source: RefSeq, a predicted model, not a curated record